Molecule: messenger RNA, 1380 nt
Organism: Lodderomyces elongisporus
Lineage: Eukaryota; Fungi; Ascomycota; Pichiomycetes; Serinales; Debaryomycetaceae
Exons: 1
Coding region: 1-1380 (459 amino acids)
Source: RefSeq, a predicted model, not a curated record
AUGUUUGCAAAUUUUGGCAGAAUCGGACUCACUAGUCUACGAAUAACAGCCACUGGAAAGGAGAUUUUGGCUACCUCGACUCUCUUACGUUGUCGUGUAUCACCAAUAUGCUUUCUGCGAUUUAAUUCCAACAAGAUACCUCCAUCCCAACCAUCCAAGGAUAACUUACCACAUGAUCCACCAAAAAAAGAUUCAAAAGAUUUUAAAGAUUUCCAAAAUCUCCAAAAUCACCAAAAUCUCCAAAAUCACCAAAAUCUCCAAGAUAUCCAUGAGAAUAUUGGUCGGGACCAGAACCAAAAUUUGCCUUCAGAUCCUGCGGCUCCAAAAAGCUCACUUCCUUCAAGAAGCGAGUGGGAGAAUUUGAAACUUCACAUUCCGGGAGAGACUAAACAGACCAACACUUUGAAGGAUCGUGUGCCCAAAUUUCCCUUGGGUAAAGAAAACGUGCCUACUUUGCUUCCUCGGCCAGGUGUACCACAAGUUGGUAAGAAGUACACAUUCAAGCAAGUGAUUAAGAUUCUUCAAAACAAGAAGCAACCUGAAUUGAUAUAUGAGAGUGAGCCACACCGGUUGUAUUUUUUGCUUUGUUUUUGUGCUGCCGUGGUUUUCUCUGUUUAUGCAUGUGUUCUUGCAGAAUGGGCAUUUUGGAUCUCCAAUAAGGAGUAUGAGGAGAAUGAAAAGGAGGAGACUAAUGAGGUUGUGCGAACAAGGGAGUAUUAUUGGUGGUUGGCGAUUUAUCUUUGUCCGUCAAUAAUUAUGUUUGCUGCUGCGUAUGGUGCGAUAAUUUUCCCCACAAAGUUGGUGAGACGUAUGUGGUAUUUACCUGGUCCUCCUACCAAGGAGUUUGUCAAGUUUACCACUUACCCAUUGAUUCCUGGCCGUCCGACCCCAGUUUAUACUAUUCCACUUGCCAACUUAUCACGUCGUGAGACUACUAGAAUCUGGACUGGCAAAGGGUUUUAUGGUACAGCCGAUAAAGGGUUUUUCUUUUUUGUUUUGCGGGAGAAGAUUGCUGGUAGUCAAUUUAAGAUUAGGAGUUGGAUUGUUGACAGAAAGGGCUUUUUCUGGUCUGAUGGUAGAGUGUUUGAUUAUUUGUUUGGUAAAGAGACUCUUGCAGAGGCAGAGGCUGGUGUGCCAUAUGACGAGCAGUUUGGUAUUAUCAACAGGGAGAGGAAGAAGCAGAAUGAAAAGAUGAAGAAGUUGCAUGGACCAUUGUGGAGAUACAAGAUGGCUAUUGGAGAGUUCAAAUCUGACGUGGGUAAGGUUGGAGGAAUGAUUAGUGGAAAGAAUUUCAAUGAUAACAAGAACAAUAGCAAUAGUAUCGGUGACGGUGGUGGUGAUGGUGAUUCAAGUAAGAAAAGAGGGUUGCCUAAGGAAUAG